Messenger RNA from Priapulus caudatus, 2768 nucleotides. Its product is annotated as transcription factor IIIB 90 kDa subunit-like. The coding region runs from base 94 to 2070 and encodes 658 amino acids. Gene Ontology annotation, biological process: transcription by RNA polymerase III; DNA-templated transcription initiation; transcription preinitiation complex assembly. The record is from RefSeq and is a predicted model, not a curated record. Gene Ontology annotation, molecular function: TBP-class protein binding; RNA polymerase III type 3 promoter sequence-specific DNA binding; RNA polymerase III general transcription initiation factor activity. NCBI's taxonomy places the organism in Eukaryota, Metazoa, Priapulida, Priapulimorpha, Priapulimorphida, Priapulidae. The transcript is spliced from 18 exons. Gene Ontology annotation, cellular component: nucleus; transcription factor TFIIIB complex; transcription preinitiation complex.
AUGCGACAAUAUGGCCGCGUACUUAUACUAGAGAAAGUGUAGUUCCCUAAUUUCUGGAAUAAGCUUAUGUAAAUUGUUAUUAAAUAUAGGAUCAUGUCAGCUAAAACGAAAGUGUGCAGCCACUGUGGCAGCAGUGAUAUCGACGUCGACACUGCGCGUGGCGAUGCAGUCUGCACCAACUGUGGCUCCGUGUUGGAAGAUAACAUCAUAGUCUCCGAGGUCACUUUCCAGGAAAAUUCAAUAGGAGGAACAUCUGUCCUUGGACAGUUUGUAUCUUCUGAAGGGGUUAAAUCGAGCACAAUGGGUGGAAGCUUUCACCAUGGCUUUGGAAAGGAGUCUAGAGCUAUCACUCUACAAAAUGGUCGUAAGAAGAUCAACCAGCUUGGCUCCCAAUUGCAGCUAAAUCAGCAUUGUCUAGAAACAGCGUAUAACUUUUACAAGAUGGCCGUCGGGAAAAGACUUACUAGAGGUCGUAAGAUAACCCAUGUCAUCUCUGCCUGCCUCUACCUGGUGUGCAGAACGGAGAGCACUGCCCAUAUGCUUUUGGAUUUCAGUGACAUCCUGCAGGUGAAUGUGUAUGAGCUUGGCAAAACGUAUCUGAAGUUAGCGCAGGAGUUGUGUAUCAAUGUACCAGCUGUUGACCCAUGCAUCCUGAUCCCACGAUUUUCUCACAAGCUUGAGUUUGGUGACAAGACGCACGAUGUAAGCAUGACAGCUCUUCGUCUCGUACAGCGAAUGAAGCGUGAUUGGAUGCACGUCGGCAGGCGACCGUCGGGGCUCUGCGGGGCUGCGCUGCUUGUUGCCGCACGAUUGCACGACUUUAAUAGAACCCAGAAGGAUGUUCUUAGGGUUGUGAAGGUCUGCGAUGGAACGUUACGAAAGCGGUUGAUAGAGUUUGAAAGAACACCAUCCAGCAAGCUGAAACUAGAUCAAUUCAUGGACAUAGACCUAGAGGAAGAACAAGACCCACCAUCCUUCACAGAGGCUCGUUGGAAGGAUAAAAUUAGCAAGCUUGAGGAGAUGUGCAAGCUUACAGAAGUUGAGGGAGAGAUCAGUACAUUACAAGAAGAAUUGGAUCAAGCAUUAGAGAAAAAACCAAGAAGAAAUGACAGCUCAUCAACUUUAGAUACGCAAGAUGAUGAUGCCCCAGAAGAUGAGUUAAACGAGGCGCUGGGUUCAGAGGAAGCAAGCAAGGAGGCUACAGAGUUUGUUCAGCAGGAAACGUUACGGCAGAUACAUGAAGAUUUGGAUCUCGGGAACUACAUGUUAGAGACUGCAGAUGAAACCUGUGCAUCUGCGCAACAACCACCGACAAGCCACAUUCCGACUUCCUUACAACUAGGUUUUGCUGCUGAGGAUGGCCCAGGACCCACUGCAGCCAGUCUGGGCAUAAAAGAGUCGAUAGUUGCAUGUAUGAGGGUGGAGCCAGGAGAAGUUGCAGAAGAAGAGGAUGGAGAAUUGGAUCUCACAGGUAUAGAUGAUGAUGAAUUAGAUAAGUUUAUUCUCACCGAGGAUGAGGUGAAAGUAAAGACAGACAUCUGGACGAAAGUAAAUGCGGAGUACUUGCAACAACAGAAAGAAAAAGAAGAGCGGGAAGCCAGGGAGAAGGCAGAAGGAAUCACAAAACCUGAACCGAAGAAGCGGAAGAAGCCGCGAAAGAAGCAGCAGAUGCAGGCGAGCACUGCAGGCGAGGCGAUCGAGAAGAUGCUGCAGGAGAAGAAGAUAUCGAGCAAGAUCAACUACGAGGUGCUGCGGGACCUGAACCGCGCUCCGGACGUGAAGAAGACGGAGGCUGCGAGCGUGGCCGCUGUGCUCAGCGGCUCCCUCGACGUGACACCUGUCAGGAUAAAACGGGAAGCAUCCUCUGUGCAGCAAAGGUCAGCGCAAAAAAUGAAAACAGAGGAGACCAUAGUUGUUGAAUCGGGACCAGUCCAGUACGAACCAGAUGAGGAACAAUAUCAUGGUGAGGAUUAUGAUGAGGAGGACGAGAUGGAGGAACACAUCAGUGCAGCACAACUACUUGGCCAUGGAGUUGCAGACGAGUUAUAUGACGAGUAUGACGAAGCAUGAGGAGAUGCACCUUCAGCCAGUGUUUUUCGCUGCUGGCAACAUGCGCCUUGCUGAGAUUACUGUGUAUGUACAUACAUAUAUAUAUACACACAUUCAAUUUAAAUGACAGUUCAAUGUGCGAGAAAAGAAAAUCAACGCAUGUUGUUAAGACGCGUACCCGAGUGUGUGACAAUUGUGAGAGUUGGGACGUACAUCACCAGAAAUUACAUGACAUGUUUCUCUUGCUUCACAUGUUCAGAAAUGGGCAAAACCUGUUGAUUGACGCCUUACAAGUAGUGAUAUAGGUGGGACUCCGAAUGUAAAAUAUGCUACAUAUACAUACGCACAAGCAUGAAUUUAUAGGUACUAUGUACAAUUCAGCUGCAAGAUCUGCACAUAGUUAUUGGCUUGAAUUGAACCAAUGCCUAUACUAUAGCUGUUUGUCAUAUAUUUGCAGAACAUAUAGAUUAAUGUACAGGAUAUUGUAAAUUGCAUGUUCAAGUACACUAUAGUAGUACAUAGGUACACUAUUCAUUGGCAGGUUUUGUUUUGUUUUGUUUUUGUCCUUAUUAGGUGUUUAUUGAUGCAGUGUUGUAAAUAAUCAUAAAUUAUCAAUCAAUUCAAAUAUUUUGCUGUAAAAUUGUGCCGAAUUGGCGUUUUUAUUUCGCAUGUAAAAAGGUUCAUCUUUAUUAAAUUAUUGAUUGUGGGCAAAUCUGAAA